Micromonas commoda is the source of this 2035-nucleotide messenger RNA. RefSeq lists its product with no specific name. The annotation marks the transcript as partial. NCBI's taxonomy places the organism in Eukaryota, Viridiplantae, Chlorophyta, Mamiellophyceae, Mamiellales, Mamiellaceae. The record is from RefSeq and is a predicted model, not a curated record. The transcript has a single exon.
AUGGUGUACGGCGCAGCGCCUCACGAGAUGGCGAGCCCACUCCUCGCGGACGAGAGCGCGCCCCUCGUGGACCGCGAGGAGCGCAAAAGGAGCACGUGGUCGAGGGCCGUCCGCUACGGCGGGGCCAUGGCCGUCGGCGCGCUGCUCGUCGGCGCCGGCGUCGUGACCACCUCCCCGUCUCACCCCGUCUCCGUCACCGUGCGGGGUGGCCUCGCGAGCCUCGGCGCUUCCAACGCCGCGAAGCCCGGCCGCGUCGGCCCGCUCAAGUACGGCGGCAAGCACGCCAACAAGGUGGCGCACGCGGGCAAGUCGCACAGGCACGCGGCCCCUUCCCCCGUCCCACACGCCGAGCGCGUCGCGGCGGCUUCCAGCGUCUACCAUCGCCUCGGAGAGGGCGAGGACGACCAGGACGUGGGCGGCGACGACAUCACCGACGAUCCCCUCGCGCAGCUCGACGAUCUCAACAAGCAGGUCGAGCGGCUCGUCGAAGACAACAAGGCGCUCACCGAAGACAACAUCGCGCUCGAGAAGCAGGUGCAAGAUCUGGAGCAGUCCAUCGUCGACACCCGCGAGGAGUUCCUGAAGGUCGGCCACGGCGGCAGGAACAAGCACCUCGCGGGCUCGCACGACAACGAGAUCAUCGCCGACCUCGAGAACCAGCUCAAGGACAAGCACUACGAGCUCGAGAAGACGCGCCAGCAGAAGUACAAGCUGUACGUCAAGAACACCGAAAACCUCGACAAGCUCGCCAAGCUCGACAAAGAUCUCGCGACGUGCGCGCAGGACAAGGCUGAGCUCGCCAUUCGCGCCGAGCAGGUCUCCGAGCUCGAGGAGUGCAAGGCCUCCUUCGACGCGCUCUCGGUCAAGAUGACGAGCGCGCAGGAUGACGUCGAGAUUUGCAAGGCGGACCUCGCGGCGGCGCGCGGCGACGACCACGACGACAACGCCCGCAUCGCCUCCCUCGAGGACAAACUCUCACAUUGCAAAUCCGAGAAGGGCGACCUCGCGGAUGAACUCGUGGGAAUCAAGGUGGAGCUCAAGAACUCCAAGACCGAUAAGCUGCAGACCGACGCGCUCGUCGAGGAGCUCAACGCCAAGGCUGCCGCGUCCGACGCCCUCGCCGACCGCCUCAGGGGCGAGGUUGACAUUCUCGUGGAGGAUGUCAAGGCUUGCGAGCUGGACGGCCGUUCGUUCAACUUUUUCUGCUCCGGCGAGGGCGAGACGUGCGAGUGCCCCGACGGCGACGUCGUCUUCGGCCCGCGGUACCACGCCUCCGACGACAGCUGGGAGAACACCUUCGCCGACGUCGUCGCGCUCCAGAAGUUCACCGUCACCCCGGGAACGUCCGGCUUCCCCUGCGACAUCGACCACACCGGGAAAGACGUGGCGCCCGGAUCCGGCAAGGCUUGCUUCUGCGUGCCCAAGGGAAUCGUCACCACCCCGGUCGUCGACGCCAAGGGCGAGCCCGAGCCGGUCGACAUGCCCGCGAUCGAGCCCGAGGAGGAGACGCACUCGCUCUUCGACAUCAAAGCCGCGCCCGGCAUGGUCGCGUGCGACUCUGAGAAGUCGUGCCAAGCCGCCGCGGAAGCCGCCGGCCUCCAGAUCGGCGGCGGCGGUUACGAUUUCGCCGGAGAGUACGGCACCAAGGGAUGCUACACGUACAACUCCGGCAAGUACGAGGGCAUGGCCUUCUUCGGCACCGGCGGCGACACGAUCGCCAUGUCCGAGCCCGUCGACGAGCCCAAGGUUCGCGUCAUGUGCCCCGCCCCGACCGAAGCCGACGACGUCCAGACCGAGCCGGUGAUCCUUCCCAUCGACCAGGAGUCAUACGAGGAUUCCCUCGAGGAGGCGCCCGCGGAACCCCAACCCGAGGUCGAGUCCGUCGACGUCACCGAGCUCCUCGAGGACCACUUCGAGGACACCGUCGGCGAGGACACCAUCGCCAAGAUUGAGUACGCGGACGCUGAUAAGUCCCCGGACACGGAGCCCGAGCCAGAGACGGAUGAAAACCCGCCGCCCGUCGACCCCGCCGUCG